UCCCCGAGUGCCCACUUCCCCUGGAGAUAGCGUCCCCCUGGGCUGCACUGGGGGAUAAGCCAGGCUAUUUUCAUCACUUCCUUCCUCUUGCUCCUGCGGCCACCACCAGCUGCCUCACAUCGAGCUGCCAUUUCAGCCCCAGCCAGGAUAGUUGAGGCCACAGAAGGGGGUGCAGACUGCAGGCCUCACAAGGAACCUCUCCUGUUCUCCCUCCCUAUCCAUACACAGUUUUCUACAUUGGCUUUCAUCUAAGAGUUCAUUCAGCACGGGCAGCCAGGCUCACCGUCCUGCCUUGGAGUGUCCAGUGAGGCUCAGCCAGGCCUGAGCUGGGUGCCUUAAGCUUCCUUCUGUAUUCACCGUCCCAUUUCACAGAGGAGAAAUUUGAGCCCUGAGAGGGGAGCCAGCCUGCCAAUGCAUGCCUGGGGGGCCCUGCUGCUGCUUUGGGCUGCCUUAGCAGCCACUGAAGACUGCCCUGCAGGGUGCACCUGCCAGGCCCUGGAAACCAUGGGGCUGGAGGUGGACUGCAGGGGCCGGGGGCUCACGGCCUUGCCUGCCCUGCCCGCCCACACGCGCCACCUGCUGCUGGCCAACAACAACCUCAGCUCUGUGCCACCGGGCGCCUUCGACCACCUGCCCCAGCUACAGACUCUUGACGUGACUCAGAACCCCUGGCACUGUGACUGCAGCCUCACCUACCUGCGUCUCUGGCUGGAGGACCGCGUGCCCCAGGCCCUACGGCACAUCCGCUGUGCCAGCCCCGAGCUCACCAGCGACCGUCUGCUGGGCCAGCUCACGGGCUACGAGCUGGGCAGCUGUGGCUGGCAGCUGCGGGAGCCCUGGGCCUACCCGGGUGUGUGGUGGGAUGUGGCGCUGGUGGUCGUGGCCACACUGGGCCUGGCUCUCCUGGCUGGCCUGCUGUGCACUGCCUCAGAGACCCUGGACUGAGUGCACACACAUCCAGGGUCACUAGCCCCAGACCCGGGUGCCAGGUCCCGAGCCCCUCCCCGGAUCCCGCCAGGCCUGGUCACCCUGGGCCCCCAGUAACUCUAAAUAAACGGGCUGCUCAACCAUUUUA
Molecule: messenger RNA, 1075 nt
Organism: Suricata suricatta (meerkat)
Lineage: Eukaryota; Metazoa; Chordata; Mammalia; Carnivora; Herpestidae
Gene: GP9
Product: glycoprotein IX platelet
Exons: 4
Coding region: 412-945 (177 amino acids)
Molecular function (GO): protein binding
Source: RefSeq, a predicted model, not a curated record